Messenger RNA from Vicia villosa (hairy vetch), 1039 nucleotides. RefSeq names its product E3 ubiquitin-protein ligase SINA-like 10. NCBI's taxonomy places the organism in Eukaryota, Viridiplantae, Streptophyta, Magnoliopsida, Fabales, Fabaceae. The coding region runs from base 8 to 1039 and encodes 343 amino acids. The transcript has 3 exons. Gene Ontology annotation, molecular function: zinc ion binding; protein binding. The record is from RefSeq and is a predicted model, not a curated record.
ACAAGCAAUGGAACCAUGCACAAAAGACUGUGUUAAAUCCGAAGAAGAUGUUACUCGUGAGGAUAACUCCGUUUCUGUUAUUAUUUCCAACCCAAAAGUUCUCGAUUGCUGCAACUGUUCUAAACCCUUAACUAUUCCAGUCUUUCAGUGUGAUAAUGGUCAUACUAUUUGCUCUACCUGUUUUCCUGAACUUAUGAACAAGUGUAUCAAGUGUUCAUUACCCAUUUGCUCAAAACGAUGCAAAGUCAUAGAGAAUAUUCUGCAAUCUAUGGAAAUGCCAUGUCCAAAUGAAGAAUAUGGUUGUAAGGAGACAAUAAGUUAUAGUGGAAAGAGAGAGCAUGAAGAAAGAUGCAGCUAUGCACCAUGUUACUGUCCCCUUUUAGGUUGUGACUUUGUUGCUUCAUCCCGAGUGUUGUCCAACCAUUUCAGCCACAAACACGGGGACUCUCUCAUCAAAUUUUCUUAUAGUCAAUCCUUCACUGUAUCCUUGAAGUCCAAUGUUGAAACCAUUGUUCUUCUAGAAAAAAAAUCUGGCAAAUUAUUUGUUCUCAAUAAUAGUGCUAUGCUUUUGGGAAAUUCAGUCAAUAUUAGCCGCAUUGGCCCUAACUCUUUUGUGGCAUGUUAUGGUUAUGAUAUAUUGGCUAGGUCCAAGAAAUGCAGUCUAAAAUUGCAUUCUUCGGCGGAGAAUGUCCAGAAGGUUACUUUAGCAAGUAAUUCAUCGGAGUUCCUCGUGAUUCCAUCUUGUUAUUUUGGCUCUUCUAAAUCUGUCAAACUAGAAAUUUGCAUAACCCGCAAGAUGCAAAUCUUUCUAAAAGAUCUGACUGGAAAGACGAUCACGCUGAUUGUUGAGAGUUCCGACACCAUAGCCAAUGUGAAGGAGGUGAUUUCUGAUAAGGUUGGGGGGAUCCCAGUCGACCAGCAACGCCUGAUCUGUUAUGGUAAACAACUAGAUGACCUCCACACCAUCGCAGAUUACAACAUCCAAGAGAAUUCAACCCUCCACCUCCUACUCCGUCUCCUUGGAGGAUCCUUACCUUGA